Hippocampus zosterae (dwarf seahorse) is the source of this 2391-nucleotide messenger RNA. RefSeq names its product rho GTPase-activating protein 19-like. Gene Ontology annotation, biological process: regulation of small GTPase mediated signal transduction; signal transduction. Lineage: Eukaryota; Metazoa; Chordata; Actinopteri; Syngnathiformes; Syngnathidae. The coding region runs from base 61 to 1473 and encodes 470 amino acids. Gene Ontology annotation, cellular component: cytoplasm. The transcript is spliced from 11 exons. Gene Ontology annotation, molecular function: GTPase activator activity. The record is from RefSeq and is a predicted model, not a curated record.
AUAUUGUUUCCUAUCAGAAAACAAGGGGCAGAACUAAAACAAAACAGCGGAAGAUUCAAAAUGAAAAUGGCGUCUGUUGAUCGUACUCAAAGUACACACGAGCUAAAAAGAAGGGAGACAAGAGCCUGUGUGUUUACAAGCAUGGAAACAUCGAACAUAUGCCAGCCGGUCAUCUUCAACCCGGACUUCUUUGUCGAGAGGCUGAAACAUGAACAUCCACAGACCUUCACAGAUCUGGUCCUGGCACAUCUCACACGACUCAUCGAUCUCCCAGGAGAAGAGUUUGCUGAGCUCACAGGGGACUGUGAGCCCAGGGUGCCAUCCUCGACUGGCUUCCUCCGCUCCUUUAACUUCCUGAGACGAAAAGAGAAAGGUGUAAUUUUUGGUGCACCCUUGACUGAAGAAGGAAUAGCGCAGAUCUAUCAGCUGAUUGAAUACCUGAGCAAAAAUCUUCACAUUGAGGGGCUGUUCCGCGUGCCGGGCCACAGCCUCCGACAGGCCGCGCUGAGGGAGAUGCUAAAUGCCGGGGCAGAAAUAGAUCUCGAGACGGGAGACUUCCACCCCAACGAUGCCGCCUCGCUGCUCAAAGCCUACCUGGGGGAGUUGCCUGAGCCUCUGCUAAUGCACAAACACUAUCAUGCGCACCUCAAAAUUGGAGAGCUGACUCUCUUCAAUGAGAAAGGAGAUAAAACUAAAACUCCAGACAAGGAUCGGCAGGUGGAAGCCUAUCAGUUGAUUUUCAUGCUGCUGCCACCAGCCAACCGCAGUCUGCUGAAGCUCCUGUUGGACCUCCUCUAUCACACCGCGCGCAACCAACGUGUCAACAAGAUGUCCGCUAUCAAUCUUGCAACCAUGUUUGCGCCACAGAUUAUCUGGCCCAAAAAUGUGAUGGCAUGCGAUCUUCAGGAAGACAUUGAGAAGCUAAACAAUGGCAUAGCAUUUCUCAUUCGUCACUCUCAAAAGCUGUUCAAGGCCCCGCCAUCUAUCAAAGAAUAUGCGCGUAUAUAUUUCACUGGAUCCAAAACUCUUCAAUCAAAGGAUGACCUGAUGUUAGUCUCGGGGACCAAAGAGCCGCCGGCUGUGCCACAUCCUGCAUCCAUUUUUUCCCCUUGCACAAGAAAGAUAAGUGGCAACAGCUCGAAAAAAUUGACGGAUACUGGGACAUACACCGAAUCAGCUCUGCGAGAACUUUACCACCAAGUCAACAACAUGCCCGAGUCUGCCAAGAAGAAGAAACUCAUCAGGCAGUUUGAGAAGCAACCUUUGGUGACACCCUCACCGGAUCCCAGCUCACCAUUCAGCAGGAAGCACUGGCGAUCCCGCUCUUUGGGUGGAAUUAUUAAGAAGAAAGUCUUGGGAAGCCAAAUAUCUACAGAAAAGGCAAAUGGCAAAGUGCAGGGGGCAGCAGACAGCUGCUCAGGUGAUAACAGCAGUGGAGGGGCUGUACUCCAAGUGAAGAAACUUCCCAUCUAGCUGUGAAGGUGGAUGCCUUUCCAGCCAAUAUUUUAUUCCUGCGUAUUUUUCGGAGAGAAUGCAGUUUGUUGAUUAUCUGAGCAGUGAGGGUGCUAUGCUCUGUUUCAGUCAGCCGCAUAACAAUUUUCUUCAGGAAAUGUUAAAAAAAAACAACAACACAUGAAUGCAUGGCAAUUGAUGUUUAAUGUUGUUGUUAUUGUUGUUUAUUUUGUUUGUUUGUGUUUUUUUAACCAAAACAUAUUUUUUAUUCAUUGACUGGGACCAUUUCACAGAAAUGUUGAGUUUAGAAGACCAGAGACGUGCCUUAAAGUGAAUUUCUUUUGCAAUUUCUAUUCAACACAAAAUGUGUGCAAUUUACUUUUUUUAGGUCUCCCAAACAUCAUAAUGUGUUAUAAUUUAUUUUAAGCGGAGUAUGUUUAAAUGAUGUUAAUUUAGGAUCUGAUGUCCAAAGGACACUUUCUAGAGAUGAUAUAUUUCUCUCUUUGGGAAUUCAUUGCUGUUAUGUUUUUGUUGUAUAUAUUUUUUCCAGGUAUACUACUAUCCCUCAAAUGUGUGUUUGUGCUCUUUUGAGUACAUUUGACCUUUUCAGGUCAGUUUUGCUUUCUUUGCAGCUCUGCAUAGUUUUUGUCUUUCUGCGUACCGUAUUAGCUGUGAAAGAAUUUUUACCCUUUUUGUGUUGCUGGUUGAGGGCAAAUGAAGUCGUUUACUUUUUUAGUGGGGUGCUUUCUGUGAGGGUUUUGAGCCACUCUUGUGUAAAGUUCUCAUCAGUUGUGGUUUCUUCCAGUUCCACAGCCUCUCUGCCAAGUUGUUACAAUACAAGCCUGAUGUGGCAAAGUCAACUAAAUGGACUGUGUUGAUUGGUGGUAUUUAUGCUACUGUGAACCCCAAAAAGGCCCUUUUAAAAGACUUCAAACCAUA